This is a messenger RNA of Drosophila innubila, 1194 nucleotides long. RefSeq lists its product as uncharacterized. The record is from RefSeq and is a predicted model, not a curated record. The coding region runs from base 150 to 812 and encodes 220 amino acids. The transcript has 3 exons. Lineage: Eukaryota; Metazoa; Arthropoda; Insecta; Diptera; Drosophilidae.
AUUGCAGUUGCGUAUAGUCAGUCGAUCGGUCGGUCGUCAGUUGCUUUGCUAUCGUAUCAGGGCUCGUCGCGAACAAAAACGGAAAUUCAAUAACGAAAGUGCGUGGGUGUGAGUGCAGUAACAGUAAAAGAGAGUAAACUAAAUUGAAAAUGAAAGCGUUCAUUAUCGCCAGUGUGUGUUUAAUCGGCCUGUGCACCUUGGGCUCCGCACAGUUCCAAAAUGGGCGUCUCGAACCACCAAACCCACAACUCUGCGCCCAGCGUAUUAUUCACGAGAAGACACCCGAUGGCAAAGGAUACUUCUUCUCGUGGAGAGACCCACAAUUGAAGGGUGUUGAAGAGGAUUGGCUGACUGCCAGGAAUUAUUGUCGCAGACGUUGCAUGGACUCUGUUUCUCUGGAGACCAGUCUGGAGAAUGAAUGGAUCAAGCAGCGUGUUGUAGGCGAAAAUGUAAAAUACAUCUGGACCAGCGGUCGCUUGUGCGAUUUCAAGGGCUGUGAGCGUCCCGAUCUGCAGCCCACGAAUGUCAAUGGUUGGUUCUGGACCGCCACUCUGCAGAAAUUGGCACCCACCACAGAGCGCUCCCAGGGCGAUUGGUCGCCUAAUGGUGGCAUUGGUCUGCCACAGCCGGAUAACCGUGAAUUCAAGCAGAACGGCGCACCCGAAAACUGUUUGGCUCUGUUGAAUCAGUUCUACAAUGAUGGCGUCAACUGGCACGAUGUUGCCUGCCACCACAAGAAGCCCUUCGUCUGCGAGGAGAACGAUGCACUGUUGAAGUAUGUGCGCUACACAAAUCCCAAUCUGCGCAUCUAAAUCGCUCAAAAAUAGAUCAGACCAGGAAGCCGAUGUUGGAAUUUAAUAUGGAGUUGGACUCAUUGACAGCAGCAACUUCAGAUAAACCAAAAAUGAUAUUUUACGUAGCCACUACAUACAUACAUACAAACGUGUACAUGUGAGAACACAUUUGUUCAUUACAGUGCUGCUCUCGUACUCUUGUACUUUAUGCUAAUUACUCGUACUUUCUGAGUCUCUUUCAAUUUUCCGGCAAUUGUGUAUGUCUUACGUAUGAUUUUUUAUAACAAUUUUCCCAGCCUACGCGCUCUAUUCCUCAUCAAUUAGAUUAAUUAAUAAUUUUGUAUUAAUUUAUGAUUUUUUUAAAUUAUAAUAUAACAUUCAAAACGACAAGUAAAACAUA